GACUCAGAACCAAAUGGCUAAAUACGGCUUGACAACGGGCACCGCGGCGUUGCGGACAUCACGCCCACCCGCAUACCAUAACAUCACCUUGCCUCCUGCCAUCUUCUUUGCGCUUCCCCCCUCCGUCAUUCUCUUCCCUUUGUCUCCUCUAUACCCUUGACUUCUCGAAACUCUUUCGUCCUACCCCCAUUCUGCGUUAUAACCGCACAUCGCUCCCUCCCUUGACCCGGAAGUAUGCGAUCGACUGCGGACCAGACCUGGGAUUCCCCCGGCGGUUUGCACUGGGGACUGAGAGGGGAACCCGUUUUGCUUGCCAGCCUGCGCUUGAACUCUGCAUUGGGUUGUUUCGCAGCGUCCUUGCUCACCGUCACGAUCUGCUUGACCGAGAGAUUGGCAACGUACGCUCAUGGAACGCAAUGGGGACCUGCAUGGUGUGAGCGAUCGCGGUGGCGACUCGCGUUGUGGCGAUCAGGGCUAUAUUGGCUUGCUAGCUUGCUGAGAUUAUCCUAUAUGCUUAUUGCCAUGUCUUUCAAUGUUGGCUUGAUACUGCUCAUCGCUACCACCCUUGCUGCCGCUCAGUUCUUCACCGAGUUGCACAAAUUUCCUCCCUUGGAGUCCCAUCGACCACCACCAGGCUCAUACGAAGACGCAGAAGAGCCGCUUCUGGAACGAAACUCAGCACCGAUAGCUCUGGGUUCCGUCCCCCAACCUCGCGCUCAAACCCGACCCCGCUCCAAGUCAAAACCCGACUCUAUCUUCAUCCACCCCAGAUUCAACAACAUCGCGCGCGCCGACGCAGCCGCCCUCGAGCUGGGCUUAGGCGGCACGACCGACCGCGUAUCGGACGCCAACUACCGCCGCACCGACGCGCCGUGGAAGCACGGUCAGGGCAAGCAACAAGCCCGUGCCCUCCUCGGCCACACCCGCACCCGCGACCAUCACGCCUUCGGCCUCGACGACGACAGCAGCUCCGAGCUCUCCUCUCCUUCAUGACAGUGACGCGACACGCAAUGUUGUAUGAUAUCCCGUUUUAGUCCAGGUAUCGUCUGACUGUGGGCGUGUUGCUUGCUAUUUAUCAUAUUGUAUCCAAGUGGGGUUCGUGUGAGGGAACUAAUGUGCGCGAU
Schizophyllum commune H4-8 is the source of this 1124-nucleotide messenger RNA. RefSeq lists its product as uncharacterized. The record is from RefSeq and is a predicted model, not a curated record. The transcript is spliced from 6 exons. Bases 235 to 993 code for a protein of 252 amino acids. NCBI's taxonomy places the organism in Eukaryota, Fungi, Basidiomycota, Agaricomycetes, Agaricales, Schizophyllaceae.